Peronospora belbahrii is the source of this 1125-nucleotide messenger RNA. The record is from the annotation of a GenBank genome assembly. NCBI's taxonomy places the organism in Eukaryota, Oomycota, Peronosporomycetes, Peronosporales, Peronosporaceae.
AUGAACGUUAAAACUACAGCGCAGUGGCGAGAUUUGCACUUGUUACAUGUACAUCGUGACACGUUACAGUGUGCAUUCAAUCGAUGUAUUGCCUGUUGUUACAAGAUUGUACUGUAUAGUCGUCCAGGAUUGUUACCGAAUGUGCGUCCAGAAAUGUGUCUACGAAUGGCAAAAGCUAAAGCACAGUCGCUAACUGAAAUUUCUACAUAUUGGAUUGGUCUCUACGAUGCAGUACAAGUGAAGCGAAUUUUGACAGUAGGAGACGGCAAUUUCUCGUUUUCUUUGUCACUUGCAAGAUCGUUAUGUCCAGAGUCAGGUGUACAGCUUGUUGUCACGUCGCACGAGAGUAAGACGACAGUCCUGGAGACGUAUCCAGACGGUGAAAAGAUUCUUGACGAGCUAAAUGCCAUGAGCAAUGUGACGGUAAAACAUGAAGUUGAUGCUACAGAUGCUGAGAUGAUAAAGACUUUGGGACACUUUGAUCGCGUUAUUUGGAACUUUCCGUGCGUUCGAGCACCACGAGGAGAGGAUGGACAAAACGAGGCGAUGGAGAUGAACAAGAAGCUUUUGCACGAGUUUUUUUCUCAUGUGGGUCAAGUACUGACAUCUUGUGGUGAAGUACAUGUCACACAUAAGACCAAGGCGCCAUUUGGUCAAUGGGGCAUUGACAACAUUGCCAAGACCAAUAAAUUUUAUCACAAACUCUCCGUCGUUUUUGAUCGAUGUUUGUACCCGGGAUACACGAACAAAAAGGUGCUCUCAAAGGGCUCAUUUCCUAUCUGGGAUUCACAGACUUUUAUAUUCGUUCCUGAAGAACGGACGCAAGUUCCAGCUGACGUCGCUAUACCUGACAAUGAGAAAAGCGACAUUAGACUGAUCGAGAUAGUGACCAUGGAUAUUCUCAAGAAAGUGUACAUACUGCUUACACCCUCGUUAGACGAAACGCUGGGCUCCAGGAAGAAGAGAGGGGGAUUCAGUGACAAGGGUGGUCGAAGCAGCAACAGCUACAAGGAUGUCAUUCGCAACCGUACAGACAGCAGAAAGGAUCAAAAGCGUAAACGGCUUGCUUCUGAUGGUCUAAACGGGUGCAAGCAACUGGGUAAGAAGAAAGGCCGCCGGUCAUGA